AUGCUUCUGCCUUCAGUUGUUGGCGCGGUUGGCCUUCUUGGCACGGUUGCUGAAGCUGCUCCUCGCGGUUCUUGGUUCCGUCGAACUCAACCUCAAGUUGCUCGAUCUGCCAAUGAUUAUACUCCUCCCAAGUAUACUCCUAUUGCCAGUUACACGCCUCUCAAGAACACGACUACUUCUGUCAUCAGCUCGACAACUCUUGAGCCAACCAUCCAAUGCCCUACCGACUAUUUCUUUGUCACUACCAGAACUGUCGAUGUCACAGUUACAGUCACUGCUUCUUCCAACGGAUCUCACUACACCACUGAGAUCUGCAAAGAUUGCACCAAGACUGUGACUAUCAGCAACACCGUCCUUGUGCCUCCUACCAAGUAUGCUUCGACUCUUCCAUACGGUAGUGAGAACACCGGUUCUCCCUACCGCCCUGUCAAUUCAACAUAUGCGGCACCUUCUCAAACUAGGACCGGCAAUGACUAUCCUCACUUGAACUCAACCGCCGGAUACUCAUUCACCAUGCCUAUCGAUCAGCAUGCCUCGCCUACUUACCAGACCCCUGGAGAGAGCGCAGUCUACAGUGCUACUGAUGGUCAGGUUUCUCCCCCGGUUUACACCAAGCCGGCCAACACCAAGCCUGUGUACUCGGAUCCUACUUAUAGUAACUCGACUGGUACACCACCAGGAUACGUUCCUCCCGUAUACACCAAGCCUGCUUACUCUUCUCUUGCUUCUGGUAACGAAACUGUGCCUGUGUACACCAAGCCUGUGAACACGCCUGUUUACUCAGCCCCAGUCUAUACGAAGCCUAGUUUGCCUGGUAACACUUCAGUCGUUACUCCUCCUGUUUACACGAAGCCUGUCGAGGCUCCCAUCUACACGCCUCCUGCUUACACAAAGCCAGCUUACCCUGGUCCUGUAAUCCCUGGUAACUCUUCUACUGUUGAGCCUCCAGUCAUCUCCGCGACCACCGAAGAUGCAAUCUACACCCCGCCAGUCUACACCCCGCCAGUCUACACCCCGCCAGUCUACACCCCGCCAGUCUACACCAAGCCUGUGUACCCAGUCCCUGCCAUCCCCAGCAACUCUUCAACGAUUGAGCCCAUCAUCCCAACUCCCACAGGCUCUUCCGCCAGUGAGACUUCAGCUUCGCUCUCGACCAGCGCUGAUGUUGACCCCAUUUACACACCACCCGUCUACAACCCUCCCGUCAUCAGCAGUGAGCCUUCUGAGUACUCUACCAUCUCUAUUCCCACCAACUCGACCAUUCCUCCUAUAAUCCCUACAACCUCUGAGGAUCCCAUCAUUAUCUCAACCACAGAUAGCGCCACCACCUCAGAGACCGAGACGUCUUCUGCUGAGACCACUUCCUCUACUGUCACCAGCUCUCAGGUGCCACCAGUGAUCCCCACCCCCUCAACCACCGAGGCCUUCACUUCCACCACCGAGACAUCGGAAACCACAAUCACUGAGACGAGCGUCGAGACUGCCACAACCAGUCCCACCGUGACACCCUUCCAGCCCACCCCCACACCCGAGGCAUUCAGCUAUGAGCAACCGCGACAAGGCGGACUGGCUGCGGCUAUCAGGCUGGGCCUUGGAAUCGGCGCUUAA
This is a messenger RNA of Fusarium venenatum, 1608 nucleotides long. RefSeq lists its product as uncharacterized. The record is from RefSeq and is a predicted model, not a curated record. Lineage: Eukaryota; Fungi; Ascomycota; Sordariomycetes; Hypocreales; Nectriaceae.